Molecule: messenger RNA, 1500 nt
Organism: Monoraphidium neglectum
Lineage: Eukaryota; Viridiplantae; Chlorophyta; Chlorophyceae; Sphaeropleales; Selenastraceae
Exons: 5
Coding region: 1-1500 (499 amino acids)
Molecular function (GO): monooxygenase activity; flavin adenine dinucleotide binding
Source: RefSeq, a predicted model, not a curated record
AUGGGCGCCCCGAAGCCCUAUGACGGCGCCGGCAUCGAGAUUGUUGCGGAUGGUGCGGCGAAGCAAGGGGUGGCCAACAGUGCAGCGCCUGCUGUGUAUGAGUGGCUCCUCGUCGGCGCCGGCAUCACGGGCGUGUACGGUAUCGGCGCCGUCCCUCCGCAACAGCGCAGCGGCGUGCUGGUUAUUGAGCAACAGGAGCGUGUUGGGGGCCUGUGGGCGCAGCUGCCGCGCUGGCAAACAGUCCAGAACGACCCGAUAGAUUUCUGCACGGAGGGCUUCACCACACGCAAGAAGGUCUGGACUGCGGAUGACGUGUGCCACCUCCUGGAAAUGAAGAUCAAGGUCCAGGGCCUGGCGCCCUACAUCAAGAUGGGCCACAAGCUGGAGGGCUAUGUUUGGAGCGAGGAGGACCAGCACUGGGUCUGCCAGGUCACUCGCCUGGCAGACGGCGCCCGCCUGCAGAUCCUGACCAAGCGGCUCCUCCUGGGCACCGGCAAGCACGCGCGCCCGCUGAUCCCCGAGGUCAAGACCGACGGCAGCGUGACGGUCCUGCACUCCAGCCAGAUCGCCGACCUCGGGAUCCUCAAAGGCAAGAAGGUGGCGGUCGUCGGCGCGGGCGCGUCGGCGAUCGACCUUUGCAUGCACUCGCUGCAGCACGGCGCGGAGGGCAAGGUGGAGUGGAUCCUGCGGGAGGCGCGCCACUUUUCGGGCAUCUCCUUCAACACGCUCUGGCCGAUGAUCCUGGUGCAGCUGCUGUACUGGCAGUGGCUGGCCUACGCGGCCCUGAACCUCAUCGUGACCGCCGUCGUGUACGGCCGGCACCUCGUCGGCGGCACGCUGAGCUGGAUGCCCGGGCGGUGGUACGACGUGCGGUACGAGCAGCUCGUGCCCGGCCGCGGGUACCUCGUCAGCAACAAGCGCCGUGUCUCGCGCCGCGCGGGGACCGAGGUCUCCAGGAUCGAGGGCGGCGCGCUGCACCUGACUAACGGUGACGUCAUCGAGGGCGUGGACUACCUGCUGAUGGGCACCGGCUACGCGCCGCCGGAGCGUCCGGCCGGCUUUGAGCGGCCGCAGAACUUUGCGGGCUUCCUGCCGACCGGCCCGCACCGCGGGCGGCUGUGGCUGAUGGGGGAGGACCUGCUGGACACGACUGCGGCGACGCCGUUUGUCGCCUACAUGCUCGCCAUCGUGUACCGCGCCCUCGCCGACGACCCGGACGUCCUGUCCAAGCUCGCAGACGCGCCGCGCCCGGCGGGCGGCGCCGACGCCCUCGGCCGCCCGCGGCUGCUCAACGCGAUGGACGUGUUCGUGGCGGUCGCGCCGCUCGCGCGGGGGCUGUUCCCGUGGUACGUGUGGCGCGUGCGCAUGCUGGGGCUGUACCUCUACUACCGGCUGGUCCACAAAACGGUGGUGUUCUUCCCCAACACCGUCAUCAAGACGGGCAUGAACCUUGACGAGAUGGAGCGCGACACAGAGCUCGUCGCCGUCGUCGCCGAGUGA